Soboliphyme baturini is the source of this 216-nucleotide messenger RNA. NCBI's taxonomy places the organism in Eukaryota, Metazoa, Nematoda, Enoplea, Dioctophymatida, Soboliphymatidae. The record is from the annotation of a GenBank genome assembly.
AUUUAUUUUACAAUAAAUUCAGCUGUGUGCCUUUCACUUAUGUUCAAUGUAUACAAUCUUUUUAGAAUCAGCAUCUUGGAGGCCAAUUACUAUUCGGCUCAGAUAAUUUCUGGAUUUGGAUUCGAUGUUUUGGAUCUAAAUUAUUAUUUCCGAAUUUUUAUUGAUCACAGUCUUUCGCGGGAACAUCCUAACGGAUCCGUCUCACCGAGUACAUAA